AAAGUUUCCUGCGGAGCCCUCGGGCGGCAGCAGCGAUGUCUGUGCUGCGCGGAGCGCUGUGUGGGCGCCGUCGGCCUUAGGGGGAGCGAGAGCGGCGCGGGGCCCGGCAGCGAGACCCCGGCCCGGCCUCGCCUCUCCUCCGGGCGGCCAAGAGGAAGCACGCCGGGCAGGGACGGAAAAGAGGCGCCGGCCGGAGCGCGGGGAGGGGGAGCGGCACUGCGGGGACAGCCGCCGCCGGCAGAGCCCCGGGGGAAAGAUGAGCUUGUUGUCAACCAUCGACACCAGCGCCGCGUCCGUCUACCAGCCCGCCCAGCUCCUCAACUGGGUCUAUCUCUCGCUGCAAGACACGCACCAGGCCAGCGCCUUCGAUGCCUUUAGACCCGAGCCCUCCUCGUCCCAGCACCCUGACCUCGGCUACACCAAGAGCACCCCGGAGCUGGGCUCCUCGCUCAGCUCUAGCUAUCUCAACAGCUUCUUCCAGCUCCAGCGGAGCGAGGCUCUGAGCAGCAGUCUGUACAAGAGUGCAUCACCUUAUGGCUCACUUAAUAACAUUGUGGAUGGGUUAAGCUCCCUCACUGAGCAUUUCUCUGACCUAUCCCUUUCUUCAGAAGCCAGAAAACCUAGCAAGAGGCCACCUCCUAACUACCUGUGCCACCUCUGCUUUAAUAAGGGACACUACAUCAAAGACUGCCCACAGGCUCGUCCAAAAGGAGAAGGCCUGACACCAUACCAGGGCAAGAAACGCUGCUUCGGGGAAUAUAAGUGCCCCAAAUGCAAGAGAAAAUGGAUGAGCGGAAACUCCUGGGCUAAUAUGGGACAAGAAUGUAUCAAGUGCCACAUUAAUGUUUAUCCUCACAAACAGAGACCCCUUGAAAAGCCGGAUGGCUUGGAUGUUUCAGAUCAAAGCAAAGAACACCCCCAGCACCUGUGUGAGAAGUGCAAAGUUUUGGGCUACUACUGCCGCCGUGUGCAAUAAACCUUCAAAGUGGCCUCUUCCCAUCCCCAUCAUCCUUGAAGUUCCUCUGGCAGCACGCGAUCAACAGCAACACAACAAAUCAAGAUAAAAGCUAAAAUAAUUGCCAAUAUUGCCUAUCUAAUAAUAUGCCUUACCAUUAAUAGAAUGUAACAUUUCUCCUGUGCGUGUCCACACAUGCAACAGGUAUUUAUGGGACUAUGAUUUGUAUACAUACAUAUAUAUAUGUCAAUGUAUAUGUAUAUGUACACACACAUAUAUAAAGCAUUACUGAUAGUGUUCACAACAGAGCCACGGCUGCAGGUUCUGCUGAUUGUUUACACAGAUCCUAUAUCAUGGCCAGGUGAAAUUAAGUACUAUUCAAUAGGCAAGGUCUAACAUUCACAAGGAACAUAUGUUAUAUAUAUGGCUUUUGCAGAGGUUAAAUAACUGUGGGGCCACUAAUUGCAAGCACUCGCCCACAACACGAACGUUAUUCCUAUUAUAUGACAAGACAAAGGAAGAUGAAACAAGCCACAGCAUAAAAGAAUGAAAAAUGUUUUCCCAGCAUUAGAAAGUCUGAGAGUUAUGUGCUGCUGAUUUCUUGGACCUUUUCUGUUUGUCACCAUCGCAUGGGCAGGGCUUAGGCAAAAUCAGUUUUGCAGAAUGUGGCAAAAAAAAGUGAACAAUUGUUUGAGGGUGUGGGUUGGGUAGAAAGGGAAUGCCAUAAUGGGACCCAGAGCAUCAGGAAGGAUUCCAAGAGGUUUUUGGAGGAGACAAAAUUGGCUUGCUUGUGCAACUAACAGAUCCUUCUCUUGUCAUAUAAUCCUACUGAAAUGAUCCCUGUAUGUGUAUGGGUUGCUCAUUAGGCCACAAGGACACUAAAUUUACUGUGAAUAAGGGGGGAUAAGAAUACUUCAAGCUGUUCCCAAAAUCCUUAAUUGAAAGAUUAGCCAAACUUAUACUAGUUUUAAAGCCACUUUGUGGAAAAACUUUUAUGUCCUGUUUUCUACUGUACAAAUUUGUUAUAAAACUUGUUAGCCAUAGGGGUGUUCUGAGGCAUGGAGAACACUCCUUAACUUUCCCUCUUUGUCUUCCUGAAGCACCUACAUACCCAAGGAGAGAUGUAGGAGUUAUAUUUCAUUGUCCCAUUUCAGGGAGAUCUUUGUGCAGGGGCAUCCUGCUGCAAAGAAGUAUCUCAUCAGGGAUUGGAAUAUCAUGAACUGAAAGUACCUCUAGACAGUAUCCUGUUUAUACGUCUACAUAAGAGUACAUUGGCAAAAGGACACAACAAGCAAUUCACUUGCAGCAUUCACUAAAAAACUUACAGGGAUGAUGUUUGUUUGGUUUGGUUUUUUUUAAAAUCAACAAUUUCUAUUUUUAUGAACUUUCCUUUAGAGAGAUCAAUUUAUGUGAAUGAUACUUAGUGGAAGUACUUUAAAUCCUCUAAAUAACUUGAUAGGAAUUAAAUAUAUUUUGAGGAUUAAUUCGACCACAUUAAGACAGAGGAGGGCUUAUGCCAAUUCAUAACAGGAUGUACAGUCAAGCUCUUUUGUAAAGCUAAUUGAGAACUUAGUGAACAUUUGUAUAGGAAAUGUGAAGCUCUUCACAGAUUUGCUCUAGGGUGAAGCUUCUGCCAUUUCCUUGCUUUGCUAUAAGCAGGGCAAAUUUGUUCCUGCUUGUUCAGGUGAUCAUGUACAUAUCUUGCAAACGUCAUUAUUUAUGGCCCAAAUGACCCAACCUACUGGCGGAAGCAAUGAGUAAACAUUGGGAUUCCCAGCUUCCAACCACAGCUCUUCCAUAAGCUCCCUGAUUUUGGGCAAGUCACAAGAUCCUUCUGGACCUCAGUUUCCCCAACUGCAAAAUGGGGAUAAUAAUAUUUAAGUAUACCUACCUCACAGGAGAGUUGUGAGGUUCACUUAGUAUCUGUAAGUGUUUUGACAUCACUGGAUGAAAAAUGCUAUGUAAUGCUAAACCAGUAUUAACUAAAUUAAUGACUUCAAAGCUAGUUUUGUCCAGCCAGCAACUCCAUCAACUAAAAUAGCUGAAAAUAUUAUCGUUGAAGUUAACACUAAUAACAGUAGAGUUGCCUCAGUGAGUAUAUGCAGCUUUAGCAUUAUUGCAUGGAAACACAUUCUUUUGCACAGACUCAGAAAUUACCUUAGAGACAAACUCUGUAUACAAAAAUACUAAUCUGCCCAUACAUAGAAGAAAAUACAUGGGCAAAUCUAGGGGUAGAUUUUCAAAGCUUGACCUCUAGUAUUAACAUCGAUAUUUUGUUUCAAGCACAAGUAAGUUUGGAAGAGCCACAUACUAAACCAGAUUUAUUUUUUACUCCUCAGUACUUAAUAGUACAUAACAAAACACCCUGAUGCUUCACAUCCAGCUAAAGGACAUGUAGAGAAACAACCUUAAAUGAAGAUAAGGGAAAAUGUUAUUUUCUCCCUGAAACCAAGAUGUUGCCAUCAUCCUUUUUUUCUGUGUUGAAAUAAUUCCCAUCUUGUGAUAACCACUAGAUCAGUAAAAUAACACAUCCCUUGAUGCAGCUACAUCAACAUACAGCACACAACCGGGUUCUGAACAAAGGCCAACUAAAAGUUACCAUUGCAUGCUAUAUUCAUGACAGUGCCCAGUUAAAACAACAUUUAUCUAUGUUCAACACUAUAUGGCAAUGCCUUUAGCUUAUGGAUUUUUAGGUUGUACUAAAAAUACAUGUGAACUACUUUAACACAGUAUCUAUAGGUGUCGAAUAAUAAUUCUUAAGAGCAUACUUGUAAGAGUUCAGUAUUUAUAUCACUGAUAUUUUCCUAGGCAGGAGACAUAAAAGUCUUUAAGUAGCAUUUAGCACAUUUGAAAUAAAGAGAAGAAUAGAUUUUCCCCUGCACUUAUGCUGGGGAAAAGCAGGUAAAGAACAGAACGUGUGGGAAAGCAAGAAGCAACACUGCUGUAGUUGGUUCUGCCUAAUUCAGACAGCAAAUCCAUCCCAGUGUGGGAUGUGGAUGUGAUACCCUGGGCACCCCAGGGCUGGAAGUUGCCUCCUUGCCUUGUCAUCCCUGCCAAAAGUGAGGUGUGGGGGGAGAGUGGCUGGAGAUCCCUGGGGGGCAGCAACAACCCUCCUUCCCAUGCAACCAUGUGGCUCAGCUCUGCCUUCCCCCCAGCUGUGUUUGGGCAUCCCCUUGUUUUUAGUCCUGGCUGCACAGGGCUGAAGCCUCAUCUCCCUAAGGGUCAGCAGCAGUGCCAAGCUCAUGAGAGGGGAGCAUUCUUCUGUCCCUCCCUGCAUGAGCUUUGUAGCAUUCAGCUCUGGGCAUUUACUCUGUGCUCAUCUACAUAUAGUUUGUGGGUUGCUGGAAAAAACCCACAUCCACAUGCAUAACAUACAGUAGCUUAUGACCACUGGUGUUUUGUUAAUGGCACAAAAGGGAAGUUUGAGUUUUUAUUUCAAAAAAGAAAAAAAAAGGUUAAAAAAUGUAGAUUAUUUAUUUUACUUUCUCUGCACCCCACCCUCUGCAAAGGUAAUUCAUGGGUUUAACUCUUUCCAAAUUAGAAAAACCUUUAAAAUUCACUUCUUUUUGACUGGAAAGAGGAGUUUUUACUGUUGAGAUUUUUUCUGAAUGCUUUCUGAUGUUCUGUUUAACCAGCUCUGCACAUGUCAGCUGGUAAUCCUUGAAGGCAUUUUUAGACAGUCAGACCAGAAGUAAAGUAAGCAUCACUAAAAGUGUUUGCAUUUUUAACCAAUAUAGGCCUUCUUAAAUUGAGUAUUGCUUAGGGGUGUACCCGAGAAAAAUACAUCAAACUAGAUUUUUAACCUCAGAUGUUGCCUACCAAUCCAUCCAGCACACAAUACUGCCUUUUUUUAUCUCAUUUCCCCUGUCUGUGGAGAUUUUGAAGCAUUCAUUUAUUUCUUUAUAGAAAAUAAGCACUAAACACAAUUUCUUUCCUCAGCUGGUCAGAACAUUUCACAAGGAACUUGUGUUUGGCACUGGCACUGCUCUGGAAAAAAGUAUCAGAGAUUUGAAAGGUGUGGUGUAGGUUUUUAGCUGCUUUAACUUGAUGUUGAACUCCAAUGAAGUUGUUACAAAUACUUCUUUUACUUGUGAUGAAGAAAAAUCCCUGUAGUUUUUAAAGGAUGACCCCAGUUUAGCCAGUUUCUACUGCUGCUACCACAGACAUAAAAUGAUGCCACACAAGCAAAGGUUGAGGCCUUUUUGCCUCAAUGUUGCUUUUUAAUUUCAGACAAAUACACAAGAGUAUAUAUUAUUUCUGGAAACAGGUGUAUUUUGAAGUUCCCCAUUAUAUGGGAAUUAGUUUGUAAACUAAAAAUGUGAAGUUUGCCUGAGAAGCCUUAUGCCAAGAAGUAUUCUCUUCAUUAUACCUUUCUGUGUAACAUGAAAUUUAGAUUAUACAUGGGUUGCAUACCUGUGAUGCUCUAGCAGUUACUCCAAAAACAAAACUACUUAAAACAUUAAAAAUUAAGAUCUUUUGGAGAUGUCAAAUUUCGUAAGUUAGCUCUCUUUGUCCUGCAGUCACGUAGAAUGUUUUUUUCCUAGUAUGGACCCAAAGAGUUGUCUGCUGAACAGUAUGCAAUAAAUCACCAACAUGUGCAUUUCAAGUUAAGUGAACUGACAUAUAUUUUCCACUUGCCUUUGCCAACAUAUGUUAAAAUGUGAUGGAACUAUCCCCAUACAAAAAUCGUUCUUUAAGAUAUCACUCCACUCCCAACUGGGCUUCAACCCAAAUCUCUUUCCUAUCUGCAAAACCACUGCUGUCCGUUCAGUUUGCUACACUGCUGAAGUGCUCAGAGGGCUGUGUGAGAUCUUAGAUAUAAGGAUGAUGGUUUGUGUUUCUAGGAUGAAUUUCAAAGGGACAAUCGUGUGCAGUUACUAGCUAUAGAUGAUUGAUAUAAAUGUUUACCCCUGUAUGAAGUAUUUUACAGUUUUACUUGCAGAUGUGUAUUUAUCUUGAGUUAUACUUGACAUAGAGUUUCUUUCAAUUUUUUUUUUAAUACUAUGUGUGUAUUUUGGAAACCUUUUUAGAUGUUAAAAUUUUUGAAUGGUUACAAAUAUUUCUUGUAAUACUGAAUUGUUAUCUGGAAACUCUUUGCAGUAACUUUUUUGUAUAUAUUUGAGGGCCUUUUUAAAAAAAGUAUUGUUUGUUUUUUGGGGGGAAGUUUUUACAAUUUGGAAGCUUUCAGAAGGGCCUUCCUCUCAGCUAGGAUACUAACAGAGGUAAGAGUUUUCUUAAGUAUUUUGCAGAACUAAGGAUGUAUCCUCAAGAAAAUAUUUAUGGAAGUAAUUUACCUUUUUUUUUUUACAAUGCUUUUGUCUGUAUAAAGUAUGCAACAGAACUACAUUAAGAAGGAAAUAUUGUCUACAUAAAAUAUUAUAUGAAAGUUGGUACAUAAUUCUGACAAAAACCUUGCAAUUCUUUAAGCCAUAUUGUUUUUGUUAUCCUUGGAUGAAAAUAUCAGUAUUAAGUAACCAAUGUAUUAUUCAAGUGCUUAGACUUAUAUGAAAAUGCUUAUACAGUUUAUUUAUGUGUAUUUGGGAAAGGAUUGCUAGAAAAAGCUAUCACUAGACAUAGAGCAAGUGAGGAGUAAAUAACAGUAUACUGUCACUUUAUGGCCUUGUGAGAGACUCAGAAGAUGCUGAAAGCACCGUAGAGACUCGGCUCUCAGAAACUCCGAAGCACAAGUGUUGGGUUUCAAAUGGUGGUUCUUUCCCAUAACCAGAGGGGAAGAGAGUUGGUUAGGACACUGUUUGACAACUUGACUUUCACAACUCUUUUCAGACUGUGAGCUCAGCUAUGCAGUAUCGGCUACAGCAAUAAUAUCAAUCAAAGGAUAUAAGAAAAGGAUUGAAGUAGAUGAUUGUAGGGAUUUAUGUUUAUUUUAAUUAGAACUCAUAGCAAUAUAGAAUAUGCAUGUGCACGUAUUUGAAGCAUUUUUACACUUUACAUUUCAUGUAGUUUGAUUAUAUUAUGAAGGAUUGGGUUUUUAGUUUGAUAUUUUACCAUGCUAAACUGGGAUGUCUGCCCAACCCUGUACUGGAUUCUUGUUUCCUUUAAAAGGUUAUUUAGUACAGCACUCACUGCGUUGUGUACUAGUGCUAAAACUAACACUGUAUCUUAUGAAUUUCUUCAGCUUUAAAAAAAUUAACCUAAUGAUUAUUACAUUUGUUUAGCUGUACCCACUGUCCUUGUCAGAUUCAGUUGGCAAUUUGUACAAUUUCUUUUCCUGUAAUUGUUAUUAAACUUGUACAGCUAAAACAAACAAACAAAACCUAUGGACAAAGGCCUCAGAGGUACCAGUCCUGCUUCAGCAAUCAAGAUGACAGCUUGCCUCAUCUAUUGACUGUGUUGCUAAAGAGACUGUAAAACCUCUGUUGUGGAUUGUCCAUAAAAUGGCAUUCCGACAUGUGCCUUAUUUGCUGGAUAGUAUACAGCUUUCCUCUAGUAUUCUAGCAUUUUAAUGCUGUAUUAAAGUACUGAAAAAAAAA
Molecule: messenger RNA, 7446 nt
Organism: Melopsittacus undulatus (budgerigar)
Lineage: Eukaryota; Metazoa; Chordata; Aves; Psittaciformes; Psittaculidae
Gene: ZCCHC24
Product: zinc finger CCHC-type containing 24
Exons: 4
Coding region: 257-976 (239 amino acids)
Molecular function (GO): nucleic acid binding; zinc ion binding
Source: RefSeq, a predicted model, not a curated record